Messenger RNA from Rubroshorea leprosula, 1859 nucleotides. Lineage: Eukaryota; Viridiplantae; Streptophyta; Magnoliopsida; Malvales; Dipterocarpaceae. The record is from the annotation of a GenBank genome assembly.
AUGAGAGCAUCAGUCAUCAGAGACCAAUGGCUGGAAUCUGUAUGGUUUUUGCAGCAGGUGGGCUAGGGAGGUUUUCUAGUUAUAUAUAGGUGCAAGUGUAGCCAAAUUUUGCCAUCACUUCUCAGGGAGGAGACCAGUGAUAAAAUCACAUGACAGUGAUAAGAUCCAAGAAAAGCAACUUUCAAUGGCUGCAUGCUUUCUUUCUCAUUCUCUCUGUUUACUUUCUUCUGUCAUGAGGAGUUAAAGGCUCGUCUAGGCCUUUGAGAUAUUUGAUAAAUUGUGCCAAAAUUUUGGUGGAGAUGUACUGGAAACUCUAUUUAAUUCUGCGGAAGGACUUGCAAAUUGCUCUGAAGAAAAAUUGACAUUCUGGAUACGGAGAUUUGUUUCUGACCAAGCGUUAGCUGUGGCUUUCUCAAAUAUCCUUAUAAUGUGGCAAUGAUAUCUUUAUGAGUUCUUUGAAUUUUUCUCUUUCCAUUUGGUUCCUUGACUAUUCUUACUUCUUCAUUCAUUCAUUUUAUUAGCUCAGGCAAUUACCCUAUCAACUUGCAUUGUUGCUCAUAAUAAUGCCUUGUUUGCUUUGUUGGUAUCCAAUAACUUUGCUGAGAUAAAAAGCAAUGUCUUUAAGCGUUUUAGCAAGGAUAAUAUUCAUAGUCUGGUAUACUCUGAUUCAGUAGAGAGAUUCCACAUUUCAGCAUUUCUCCUGUUCGUUUUAGCUCAGAAUAUCUUGGAGGCUGAAGGACCUUGGUUUGAAAGUUUCAUUUAUAAUGCACUAGUGGUUUUUCUUUGUGAAAUGUUGAUUGAUAUCAUAAAACAUUCAUUCCUUGCCAAAUUCAACGGAAUAAAGCCCAUUGCAUACUCUGAGUUUCUAGAAGACCUCUGCAAGCAGACUUUAAACAUACAAACAGAGGAUGGCAACAAAAACCUUACUUUUGUUCCUGUAGCACCUGCUUGUGUUUUGUCAACAUGAGAGGCAGAGCUGAAUGAUAUUGGACUAACUCCACUUCCCAAUAGAGUAUAGAAGUUGUUAGGCUAUAGUUUUAUUGAAAAGUUGAAAACCAUUAUAUGCUGGCCACUAUAGUGAAAGUCAAAAUGGUCCACAUUGAUUUUUGUACUUAACCAUUUCCUGGUACAGUUCUAUUUUCAGUCCCAAAAGUUGAUUACCUUUUUGGGAAUUAUUGUGUUAUCAAAUCUCAGGAUGCUUGCUGUUUCUCAGUCUGCAUUAAUCUUCUUGUCUGUCCAACCGAUCUCCACACCCUACACCAAAAGGCUUGGAUAUUUUAGAUCUUCAAAUUCUUAUUGUACUGGGUUUUCAGGUUAUCCGAGUACUCACUCCAGUAUAUUCUGCUCACCUUCCACACAAUCCCCUUCCAUGGAGGCUCCUUUGGAUUCUGAUCCUGGUAGCCAUGACAUACAUCAUGCUCACAAGUCUAAAGGUGAUGACUGGAAUGGGACUACAAAAGCAUGCAACUUGGUACGUGAAUAGGUGUCGGAGACGAAAGCAACAUCUUCACACUGAUUGAUUUAAAACGAGGAAGAGGGAUGUCAUAUGAAAUCAUGCAUCAUUCAUUAGCUGUUCAUCUUUGAAUGGUGGGCAUUCAUCAAUCGAUGACAGAUACUGGAAACCAGUGAGGUUCGUUUGUUACAACCCAGAACAGCUACUGUCCAUGAUGUAUGGACCAAUUUUGCUGUAGAAAAACAUGAAUUGAGUGGCUUAACAGCAUUAGUAUACAUAGUAAGGUUUCUACUUUGGAAAGUUUCCCCAAACCAUGAAAUUGUCUGCCCCGAUUCUCACAUCUAUAGUUGAGGGCUUCAAAAUAGAUUCAAGUCACCAAAGAUGGUAAUAAAAAAUAUAGUCUGUU